Messenger RNA from Pipistrellus kuhlii (Kuhl's pipistrelle), 4893 nucleotides. RefSeq names its product PDZ domain containing 8 (gene PDZD8). Gene Ontology annotation, cellular component: mitochondria-associated endoplasmic reticulum membrane contact site. The coding region runs from base 269 to 3757 and encodes 1162 amino acids. Gene Ontology annotation, molecular function: lipid binding; protein binding. The record is from RefSeq and is a predicted model, not a curated record. NCBI's taxonomy places the organism in Eukaryota, Metazoa, Chordata, Mammalia, Chiroptera, Vespertilionidae. The transcript is spliced from 5 exons. Gene Ontology annotation, biological process: mitochondrial calcium ion homeostasis.
CCCCCCUGCGGCCGCCGCCGCCGCCGCCGGAGAACCAGCCGCCUUCGGGGAGCGUCUGAGGAGCCGCGGGCGGCUGCAGCCUCGGGCAUCGCGCGGCGCCGGCCGGAGCCUCCGGACGAGGCCCAGGGAGCAGCUCGUCCCGACCCCGCCGCCCGAUGUCCUCAAGAUGGAGGCAGCGGCGGCGGCGGCGUGAAGGGAGCCGCGCGGUGGGCGCGGGAGCGGCGGCGGCCCGGGUCGUCCGGGCGGCGGCGGCGGCGGCGGGGGCGGGAUGGGGCUGCUGCUCAUGAUCCUGGCGUCGGCCGUGCUGGGCUCCUUCCUCACGCUCCUCGCGCAGUUCCUGCUGCUCUACCGCCGGCCGCCCGAGCCGCCGCCGGACGAGGCCGCCCGCGCGCGCGACGGCGUCCGCUACCUCAGGCCGGUGCCGGGCCUGUCCCUGCGGGAAUACCUUUAUGGCGGCGGCGGCGGCGGGGCUGAGGAGCCGGCCGGCGGGGCCCCCGAGGGCGGCGCGGCCCCGGCCCCCGAGACCCCCGGGCCGCCGACGCGGGAGACCUGCUACUUCCUCAACGCCACCAUCCUGUUCCUGUUCCGGGAGCUGCGGGACACGGCGCUGGCCCGCCGCUGGGUCACCAAGAAGAUCAAGGUGGAGUUCGAGGAGCUGCUGCAGACCAAGACGGCCGGGCGCCUGCUGGAGGGGCUGAGCCUGCGGGACGUGUUCCUGGGCGAGACGGUGCCCUUCAUCAAGACCAUCCGCCUCCUGCGGCCCGUGGUGCCCUCGGCCGGCGCCCCCGCCGCCGCCGCCGCCGCCGCCGGGGAGUCCGACGGCCCGGACGCGGGGGACGCGCUACCCGCCGCCUCCCCGGAGGAGCUGGCCUUCGAGGCGGAGGUGGAGUACCACGGCGGCUUCCACCUGGCCAUCGACGUGGACCUGGUCUUCGGCAAGUCCGCCUACCUGUUCGUCAAGCUGUCCCGCGUGGUGGGCAGGCUGCGCUUCGUGCUCACCCGCGUGCCGUUCACCCACUGGUUCUUCUCCUUCGUGGAGGACCCGCUCAUCGACUUCGAGGUGCGCUCCCAGUUCGAGGGGCGGCCCAUGCCCCAGCUCACCUCCAUCAUCGUCAACCAGCUCAAGAAAGUCAUCAAGCGCAAGCACACCCUGCCCAGCUACAAGAUCAGGUUUAAGCCAUUUUUUCCAUUCCAAACCUUGCAAGGAUUUGAAGAAGAUGAAGAAGACCAUAUCCAUAUACAACAAUGGGCACUUACUGAAGGCCGUCUUAAAGUUACAUUGUUAGAAUGCAGCAGGUUACUCAUUUUUGGAUCCUAUGACAGAGAGGCAAAUAUUCAUUGCACACUUGAGUUGAGCAGUAGUGUUUGGGAAGAAAAACAAAGGAGUUCUAUUAAGACGGUUGAAUUAAUUAAGGGGAAUUUACAAAGCGUUGGACUUACACUUCGUCUUGUCCAGUCAACUGACGGGUAUGCUGGGCACGUCAUCAUUGAGACUGUGGCCCCAAACUCACCUGCUGCACUUGCUGAUCUUCAGCGCGGAGAUCGAUUGAUUGCCAUUGGAGGUGUGAAAAUCACAUCCACGCUGCAGGUGCUGAAGCUCAUCAAGCAGGCCGGCGACCGUGUGCUGGUGUACUACGAGAGGCCGGUGGGCCAGGCGCCUCCCAGCGCAGCACUGCAGGACCAGCUCAGCCAGCUGGAAGAACACUUUCUGUCAGGCUCGUGCCAGCCAAACUAUGACGAGGACCCUGGGUUGGCAGGCGACACUGAGAGUAGAGACCUGGAUUUGGAGUUUGAAGACUUGGCGAGUGAUGUCAGAGCACAAAAUGAGUUCAAAGAUGAGGCACAAUCUGCAAGUCAUAGUCCCAAGCGUACUCCCACGACGCCUUCUGUUAGACCCCUUGGAACAGUAUCACCCGUUUUAAAUCGUAAAUUAGUUACAGGAAGUCACCCACCACCACCCAAACUUCCAUCCAAAGAAGGAAACAAACCCUUAGCCCCCAAACCUUCUGAGACAACAGACCCAGCACAAGUGUCAAAACCCACCCAGGGAUUCAAACCACCCGUGCCACCACGACCGCAAGUGAAAGCUCCUUUGCCUUCUGCGGAUGCCCCAGGUCAGGCGGAACCAGAUGUUCUCGCUGAAAAGCCAGACAAGGUGCUGCCUCCUCCUCCUGCAGAUAAACCUGCUGAAAAGCAAGCGAAACAUGUGGAUCACAUGGAAGAUGUCGCUGCAUCUAAGCAGUCUUCAGCAAAGCAAGAAGUGGGGAAAGACUUGGCCUCAGAAAGUUCCUGCCCUUCCAAGGACAGUUCGGAUGACCCUCAAACGUGGGAGUCUUCAGAAAUUCACUAUCGGAAUAAGCUAGGAAAAUGGGCAAGAGCCAGAGCCACCUGCUUCUUCGACAUAGAAGCCUGCCACAGGUACUUAAACAUCGCCCUGUGGUGCAGGGAUCCUUUCAAGUUGGGGGGGCUCAUCUGUUUGGGGCACGUGAGCCUGAAACUUGAAGAGGUGGCUUUAGGAUGCCUCACGACAUCCAACCUGGAGUACCUUUCCAAGUUCAGACUGGAAGCCCCAGCGCCCAAGGCCAUGGUCACGAGAACCGCUCUCCGCAAUCUGAGUAUGCAAAAGGGAUUCAACGACAAAUUUUGCUUUGGUGACAUUACUAUCCACUUCAAGUAUUUGAAGGAAGGAGAAGCGGACCACCAUCUAGUUACUAACUUGGAGAAAGAAAAAGAACUUCAUUUGGUCGAAGAGGUUUCUGCGCUGCCGAAAGAGGAGCCCUUAGUGGGACAGCUGGGCUUAACAGAAAACAAACACAGUUUCCAGGACACUCAGUUCCAGAACCCAACGUGGUGUGAUUACUGCAAGAAAAAAGUCUGGACUAAAGCCGCUUCCCAGUGCAUGAUCUGUGCUUACGUUUGCCAUAAAAAAUGCCAGGAAAAGUGUCUCGCUGAGAUUCCUCUCUGUGGAGCGACCGAGAGGCGGCUGGACCGGACCCUGAGAAACCUCAGGCUGGAAGGACAGGAGGCCCUCCUGGGCCUGUCUGCUCGUACUGAUGCUGAAGUCGGCAAGUCCGUCACUAGAACCACAGGCCUGACCAGGCACAUCAUCAACACUAGCUCUCGUUUGUUAAACCUGCGCCAAGUCUCUAAAACUCGCCUUUCUGAAGCAGCAGCUGAUCUAGUAGAACCUUCACCAAAACAAACACCCAACACGUCAGACAAUGAAGGCAGCGACACAGAGAUGUGUGGUCCAAACAGUCCUUCUAAACGGGGAAACAGCACAGGAAUAAAGUUAGUGAGGAAGGAGGGCGGUCUGGAUGACAGCGUCUUCAUCGCAGUUAAAGAAAUUGGCCGUGACCUGUACAGGGGCUUGCCGACAGAGGAGAGGAUCCAGAAACUCGAGUUCAUGCUGGAUAAACUGCAGAAUGAAAUUGAUCAGGAGUUGGAGCAUAACAAUUCCCUUCUUAGAGAAGAAAAGGAGACCACCGAUACAAGGAAAAAAUCUCUUCUUUCUGCCGCUUUGGGUAAAUCUGGUGAAAGACUACAAGCUUUGACACUUCUUAUGAUCCACUACAGAGCAGGCAUUGAAGAUAUCGAAUCUUUAGAAAGUCUGACCUUAGACCAGCACCCAAAAAAAAUAGGCAAGUACACAGAUGACACAGAGGAAGACUUUGAUAAUGAAAUAACACAACUAAUAGACGCUCAGCCAUUCAGCAGCAUUUCAGAUGACUUAUUUGGCCCAUCCGAGUCUGUAUAACAGACCCAUUUAUUUAAUCUUUCAAGCAAUUGGGGGUGGGGGGGGUGUUUAAAGUACCACAGAUAUAACCAUGUCUAAACCCCCUUAUAAUGCACUCUGGCCUGCUUCUCCACAGUUCCUUGCUUGUGUUAAGAGUGGAAAGGUUGUUCCGGCAAAAACAUGACCAGCUCACUAAAUUGGUUGUUUCGGAUUGCAUUUAUAGCUAUGCUUUUUGGGUUUAUACUUGGAAUUUAUUUUUACUAAUUUAUUUUUAACUUUUCUAAUUAUGGAAUUAUGUAAGCUGACUUCAUGUUUAUGUAUGUUGAUGUCUCAUGCUAUUUUUUUUUUCUUUUUUGAAUUAGUGUUAAAUUGGAUACUGUCCAGGUUCUUGUAAUGUUUUUAUUUCUAUCACGGUUAUAACAGAUUGUUGCAUGCCCAAAUUGACUGCAACAACCACUGAGGGAACAGUUUUUGAAUCUUACUUUGUGUUAUGAAGUUUGUCAUGCUACUUGAGAUUUUUAUUACUUUGGGGUCCUGGGGGUGCUUUUUGUUUUGUUUUUGCCAAAUGUAACAUGAAAGCAGACACUAUGGCUUUAGUCAGUUAAUGCUGAUUUAGUUAAAAAAAAAAAAACUUUAUAUUAAUAUUGCUUGCUUCCUAUGCCUCUGUGAAAUUUUUUUCUAAAGCUUUUGUGCAGUUGAAGUAAAGUGAGAAUACAGUGAUUGAUUUGAAGAGCUUGCACUGAAAAUGAAAACAAAAUGUAUCAGAGUAAAUAUAGAAUGCAGUUGGUAAAGAAUUUUGUAGAGAGGGAACAGGAUUAUUAAAAAACAGCAACCAGUAGGAUUUUGAAAUAUAAUUUUUUCAAAAUGUUGCUUUCCUAUUAAAUGGAAGUUCUAAUCAUUUAUGAUUAAUUUUCAUUUCCAGUUCUCCCAUAGGAAAUAAAGCAUGUGCAAGGAUGUUUAAAGUUUCAGAGGACUGUUCUUAAAAUGACCGUGUUGAUAACUGGUUUGGCUGUUUUUGUUUUAGAAACUUUUAUGUAGGAGAAUGUUGUGAAGGAGAAUCAUGCAAAAUAGAUUUACUGUUUUGUCUGACAUCCUGCAGGCUUAAAGAAUGGUGGCCAUUCUGAAUGCUUCUGUAAUUCAGACUAUCUUCAUUCAUU